Messenger RNA from Alternaria conjuncta, 867 nucleotides. RefSeq lists its product as uncharacterized. The transcript is spliced from 2 exons. The record is from RefSeq and is a predicted model, not a curated record. Bases 1 to 867 code for a protein of 288 amino acids. NCBI's taxonomy places the organism in Eukaryota, Fungi, Ascomycota, Dothideomycetes, Pleosporales, Pleosporaceae.
AUGAGUAAGAAAGGAAGAGGCCGCGUUAAGAGGAAGGAGGUGCAGAGUGAUGACGGGUGGACUGUUAUUACCCAUGGCUUGGCGAGUAUCCCGCUUGAUGGGAAUGGAAAGAAGGAGACAGAUGCUGGGUCCUUGCCUACGAGGAUUGUGGAGGAAUUAACGGCAGAGAAAUUAUUGGACGAUUUUCGCCUCCUUGAAGAGCGGUGGGAAGAUACUUUGCUUGCGAAGCAAGUCAAAGAGAUUGUGGAGAAGAGAAGCGCUGAUGGCAAAUGGGGUGUUGAAGAAGCGGUAUGCAUUGGCAUCGGCAGUUUCAGUCGAGAUUGGGCACAUCGGUGGAGGAGUCUGUGGCAGCUUGUACUGUUUGUCGAUGUAGUCGGGCGACUCAAAGACGAAAACAAGGACAUCAAGAUACAGUGCUUCGCCCAAGACCCAGCAUUCACAGCCCUCGACAUCGAAUUUCUAUCUCACUUCUCCAUCACGGUCCUCGACUCCGAUCUCCAGGCCCACAUUGCGUCCAAUUCCUUCGUCUACUCGCCUUUCGUGGACUGGUUCCUUCUCCUACCAACUUUCCUCAAAUCGAAAGACCCGGUGUUGUACGUAGGCAACGAGAUUCUGGAUGACUAUAGUGUGUAUGCGCAAACCAAAGAGAAGAAAGAGCGGCUAGAGGAGUGCAAUGAGGUGGGCAAGAAGUGGAUAGAGGGUAGAGAAAAGGUGGCGCUAAGAGAGUUUGAAAAGCAUGGGAAUGCGCUGAAUGGGAUGGUUGUUUAUUUGAGGAAGAGUGAUGAGGACGCAGAGGAAGAGGAAGAUACAGAGGCGAAGUCGAGGGAAGAUCAUAACAAAGAGGCGGCUUCCAAAGAAGAUACCUAG